This is a messenger RNA of Exaiptasia diaphana, 1793 nucleotides long. RefSeq lists its product as uncharacterized. The transcript has 9 exons. The record is from RefSeq and is a predicted model, not a curated record. Lineage: Eukaryota; Metazoa; Cnidaria; Anthozoa; Actiniaria; Aiptasiidae. Bases 86 to 1279 code for a protein of 397 amino acids.
UAAGCAUGGUUGCAAAGAGUUYGACUAUCUCCCCUGCAUCAAAAACAAAACCCUGACAGGGCACUUGAUCAAAUCCUUCAAAGUAAUGGCUCCUGGAUUAAAGAUGUGCCAAAGRAAAUGUUUCACUGAAGGCCAGUGUGUGUCGUACAACUUGGGCCCAGUAGACGGUCAGAUCAGGACGUGUGAGUUGAGUGCUGCUGAUCACUGGAUGCGACCCAAGUUCUUGAUCUUUAAAGAAGGCUUUGAGUACUGUCCGAUCAAGAAUCCUUGUUCGUCCAAUCCUUGUCCAGCAGGUAGACUCUGUACACCUGAUUUCAGUUGGGAUACGUUCAGCUGUGAUGACGGCGGCUGGACACAGUGGGGCUCCUGGNGCUCCCGGAUUAAAGAUGUGCCAAAGGAAAUAAUCCUUGUUCGUCAAAUCCUUGUCCAGCAGGUAGACUCUGUACACCUGAUUUCAGUUGGGAUACGUUCAGCUGUGAUGCAUUUCACUAAAUACUCAGCUAAGGAUGGCUGUAAAGAGUUUGCCUAUCUCCCCUGCAUCAAAAACAAAACUCUGACAGGUCACGUGAUCAAGUCCCUCGAAGUCUUAGUUCCCGGAUUAGAGUUAUGUCAAAGUAGAUGUUUCUCUGAACGCCAGUGCGUGUCGUACAACUUGGGYCCAGUAGACGGUCAGAYCAGGACGUGUGAAUUGAGUGCUGYUGAUCACUGGAUGCGACCCAAGUUCUUGGUUUCAAAAGAAGGCUUCGAGUACUGUCCGAUAAAGAAUCCUUGUUCGUCAAAUCCUUGUCCUUCAAAUAGACUCUGUACACCUGAUUUCAGUUGGGAUACGUUCAGCUGUGAUGACGGCGGCUGGACACAGUGGGGUUYAUGGAGUCCAUGUUGUAUAAAUGGAAAGCAGAACAGAACUAGAAGCUGCUCAAAUCCCCCUCGUCAAAACAAUGGCGCGAGUUGUGUUGGAGAACACGUAGAGACCGCAAAAGAGUGCACAACCAAAAAUGAUUUCAAGAAUAUCGGCUGCUUUAUCGACGAUAAUUUUGACCGUGCAUUACCUAAAGCCCUAGACGCUGGAGACAAACCAUACACCAUUUGUAAUUGUGGACGUAAGGCCCAAAGCAAAGGCUACAAAGUGUUCGCUGUCCAAUCCUUUGGCUCUGAUUGUUGGAGUGGCUCAACUGCUGAUAAAACCUACAAUARGCAUGGAUCUGCAUCAAAUUGCCCCCCAACUGGAAUUGGCGGAUUACGUACUAAUGAUGUAUAUAGAAUUAUAGAAAUCCCUUGACACUUGAGCGGGGCAAAAAAGGAAGAUGUGCAGAGUAAUAUUGUUUUUAACACAUCCUGGUUCACGUCGGCAUCGUUUCAUUCGCACAAACUAUCGUUAAUGUUUUUAUAUGGAUAUGCAAUGCAGUUCGUUGGGAAGACAAUAUAUGUUUACUACUUUUAUAUAUUUUUUUUGUCUAUAUUAAUGUUCUUUUUUAUAUAAGCAUUCCUUGAUGAAAAGAUAAACAAAACUUAGAAAAAGACGGGAAAAUAUGAACAGCCCUGGAAGCCAGCCAAACACGUGUUUUCAAUGACCGCAGGAAGAAACCAACGAUAAGAACCAAACACGAUGAAACGUUACGUCAUUGUGUAAUUUUAAUUAAUCACUUGAAAGUAGUUACAAAUGAAAUAUAUACUUAGAAAUACACGAAAUAAAUGCUACAUUUGUACACUUUUAUUACUUUUGCCGACAAAUAUUUGUGCAUCAUGCUCAACGAAACACAGUAAACAAUCCAAUGGAAAUGGUUAUUAAAAUU